AUGUUCGCCAAGGAUCAGAGGGAGGAAGCCAGGACCAGAGAGGAGAUGGCUGGGGGCUGCAGCUUGGGUAACAUCGGUGGGGUUGGGGGAGCGGGUGGAGGGGCUCCACUCCAGCAGACCUGGAUCACGUUAGCCCCGGAGACAACACCUGCCCAAGGCCCUGUGGCCCCGAGAAGGAGCCUGCAGAGGUGGAGGCUGGUGUGGGGGGAUGUUUGGGUCGGGGGGAUGCUGGCCAGGCUGGAAGCCGCCACCCUGGGCCCCUUUCCCUCCCUGACCUGGGAUCUGGGGACCGGGACGCUCCGGGCCGGCCGGGACCCAGGCCACUCGUGGGAUGGGGCCAUGGGGCAGGGGCCGGGCUGGUCCCUCCUCUUCGGCCCCUUGCUGGGACUCCUCUACGUCCUGCCAACAGUGACCGCAGGCCAGCACCCGCCGGCCCAGGAUGCCCCUUCACAGGAGCUGAGCCAGCGCGGCGUGCGGGGGGCCUCGGUGGAGCUGGCGUGUGGCGGGGUCCCUGCCCCCCAGGUGGUCUUCUGGAGCUUCACCCCGCCUGGCUCGCUGGCCCCCUGGCUCGUGGCAGUCAGCAGCGGCGGAGAGGUCCAGGUGGAGCAGGCGGCCGGGGCCCUGGGCACCGUAUCCCUGAGGAACAGCAGCCUCCGGCUGGGGGCAUUGCGGGAGGGUUCCCACGGCCGCUUCCUGUGCCAGGCCAUGUACAGCGCGGGCGGCCGCAUCCGAGUCACCUACACUCACAUCGCACUGGAGGUUUUGGUGCCCGUGUCCAAGCCUCAGGUGCGGCUCAGUGACCCGACGCCGGUGGAGGGCACGGCGGUGGUGGCGGGGUGCGCCGUGCGGGACGGCACGGGCCCCAUCUCCUACAGCUGGCAGAGCCGGGGCCCCGCAGGCCGGGCCGGGCCCGGGGACCUGGCGACGGGGUGGCAGCUCAACCUGACGGCCGUGAACCGCAGCCAGACCGGCUGGUACGUCUGCACGGCCCGCAACGAGGUCAGCAACUGGACCAGCGACGCCGUCUACCUCGACGUGAUCUUCGGCCCCGACGAGCCGGUGGUCAGCAUCGAGCCCUUCGCCACGGCCUACGGCGGCUUCGUAGCCAUCGAGCGCGAGGAGGUGACGCUCGCCUGUCAGGCCUCCUCCAACCCUCCCAGCCACUACGUGUGGCUGCACGACAGCGCCCAGGUGCACACGGGCCCCGCGUACGUCAUCCCCCGUGUCGCCCGCGCCCACGCCGGCUCCUACACCUGUCUGGCCCUGAACCCACGCCUGGACACCCGCACGCAGACCACCGUCCAGCUGACAGUCCACUACCCUCCCUCGGGGCAGCCCACCUGCACCAGCUCGGCCAGCCCCCAGACCACCGUGGUCCUGCGCUGCUCCUGGCCCGGGGGCUUCCCACCCGCCCAGCUGCACUGGGAGGGUCCGGAGGGGGCCGAGGGGGCCGAGGGGGCCGGCCACCCCUCCCCGUCCCAGGCCACCUGGAGCCCCCCGGGGCCUCGGCUCCUCAACGGCAGCAGCUUCACCUGCAGGGCCGCCCACGCGGCCCUGGCCCGGCCCGCCGCCUGCACAGUGACCUUCUGGGAGCCCUCGGGGAGCCCCUCCUGCGCCACCACCGUCACCGCCGCCCCCCACUUCCUCCUGCUGAGCUGCGAGUGGCCCGGGGGCCACCCUCCGCCCCUGCUCACCUGGCACGAAGGGGACCGGCCCCUGGCCGGGGGUGCCCACCCUUCACCCGCCACCCACGUCCUCGGCGUUCACGGCCGGCUGGCAGGCAGGGAGUUUGUCUGCACGGGCUCCCACCCUCUGCGGGCCCAGGCCCCGGGCUGCCGCCUGCGGCUAGAAGCCCCCCAGCUGGCGGUGGAGCCUCCCGGGGUGUCGCUGCUGGAGGGGGGCGAGGCCCGGCUGGACUGCGAGCUCCGGGGGGGCACGCCGCCCAUCCGGCUCCUGUGGCUGGACCCCCGGCAGCGGCCCCUGGGCCCCGGCGCCCCCCACUACACCCUGCGGCCCGCGGGCCAAGGGCGCGGGCUAGGCCUCACCGUCCGCGACGCCGAGCCGGCCCGCCACAGGGGCACCUACCACUGCGAGGCCCACGGCCUCCUGGGCACCGCGCGGCGCGCCGUCCGGCUGGACGUCCGGAGGUACCCGCCCCCGCCCAACGUCACCAUCAGCCGCCUGACCUACGGGCGCGGCCAUCGCCACGUGCUGGUGGAGUGGGCCACCCGAGGGCCCGGCAACCUGACGGCCUUCCUGCUGCAGAGGCGGGCGGGACCCCCCCGCCUCGCCCCCCGGGGGCCCGGUGCCUGGGAGACGGCCACGGCCGGCAACGGGCCCCACAGCCGGGCCCGGCGGCUGGGCGGCCUGGACCCCGCCGUCCUCUACGCCUUCCGCGUCCUGGCGCUCAACCACCGCACGGCCGGGCACCCCUCGGAGGGGCGGACGCCAGUGGAUCCGCCGUCCAGCAUGGUCCCCGCGGUCCUCGGCGCCUCCGCCUUGGCCACGGCGCUCGCCUCGGCCGCCUCCCUGCUGCUGCUGCUGUUUGCCGCCCGCCACCCGGCCGCCUGCCCCCGACUCGGCCGCCUGCUCGUCCCCGCGGCCCAGCUGACCAGGCAGCACCCAGGGGAUGACCCGCAGGCCGGGGAAGCCGUGCCCGCGGGGCCGGAGCGAACAGGAAGAACUUUGUUUUACGUAAACGAUGCAGGCGGCAGAGCAGAGUGCGGCCUGGAGAGCAGAGGCGGGGAAGCCAGCGAAGGGACAGAGCCGGGAAACGUCCAGGAAGAAGAAAACACAGGAUUUGACGCCAGACCACCUGGGCCGUCACCUGGGACUCCCAGCCCAGCGCCGGACACCGCCGACGCCCCGGUGAACGUCACCAUCACGGUGACCGCCACGCCCUGAGGCCCAGUCAGCGCCGGCCAACCCCUCUCCUCACCGCACCCCGAUUCCCCCGUCUCCCCGGCCGUAGUUCGGCUCCACCUCGAAACCAAGUCCCUCCGCUGCCGUUCUGCGCUCCUCUCCUCCUUGCCCCGCGGGUCAAGCCAGCGCCUCUGUUCUGUUUUGUUGUC
Molecule: messenger RNA, 3071 nt
Organism: Tachyglossus aculeatus (Australian echidna)
Lineage: Eukaryota; Metazoa; Chordata; Mammalia; Monotremata; Tachyglossidae
Gene: VSIG10L2
Product: V-set and immunoglobulin domain containing 10 like 2
Biological process (GO): cell-cell adhesion
Cellular component (GO): cell-cell junction
Molecular function (GO): cell adhesion molecule binding
Source: RefSeq, a predicted model, not a curated record